Nelumbo nucifera (sacred lotus) is the source of this 1213-nucleotide messenger RNA. Its product is annotated as peroxidase 27-like. Lineage: Eukaryota; Viridiplantae; Streptophyta; Magnoliopsida; Proteales; Nelumbonaceae. The record is from RefSeq and is a predicted model, not a curated record. Gene Ontology annotation, molecular function: heme binding; peroxidase activity. Gene Ontology annotation, biological process: hydrogen peroxide catabolic process; response to oxidative stress.
GCACUGGGUCUGGUCAUGUUAAUUAUCAUUGUAGCAGAGGCUGAAAACGACCUUCGGUUCUCUUACUUGAGAAGAGAAAGGGAGAAGUGGGUUGUGGGCUUAAGAAAGAUGAGGACCAACUUCCUUCUCUUGGUCUGUCUAACAAUAAUUUUCUGUGUUUCUGGAGUUUGUCAAGGCGGUGGCCUAAGGAAAAACUUCUACAAGCAUAGCUGCCCCGGUGCAGAGGACACCAUUAAGAACAUCAUUUGGAAGAAUGUUGCUGCUGAUUCUGGUCUGCCUGCAGACCUCCUCAGGAUGCAUUUCCACGAUUGCUUUGUUAGGGGUUGCGAUGGUUCAGUGUUAUUGGAUUCCCCGAAUAAGACAGCUGAGAAAGACUCAAUUCCAAACCUAACUUUGGAAGGUUUCGAUGUUAUUGAUGAGGUGAAGGCUGCAGUUGAGAAACUCUGCCCUGGAGUUGUUUCUUGUGCUGAUAUACUUGCUUUGACUGCUAGAGAUGCUGUUGCAUUCCAAUUCAAGAAGCCUCUGUGGGAGGUGCUUACCGGUAGAAGAGAUGGGAGGGUGUCAAGAAAAUCUGACGCUGACGCCAACAUUCCUUCACCCUUCUCCAACUUCACCACUCUUAAGCAAAAUUUUGCUGCCAAAGGGCUCACUGUCCAUGACCUUGUGGUCUUAUCAGGGGCUCAUACCAUUGGACAAGGACACUGCAAUCUGUUCAGCAACAGGCUCUACAACUUCACAGGCAAAGGGGAUGCAGACCCUUCUUUAGACCCAAGCUAUGCUGCCUUCUUGAGAACACAAUGUCGUAGCCUUGCAGAUAACACAACCAAGGUAGCCAUGGACCCCCGGAGUGAUGAAUCUUUCGACAACCACUACUUUGUAAGCCUGAAACAACACAAAGGUCUCUUCCAAUCUGAUGCUGCCCUCCUCACCACAAAGAUCUCAAGCAAUAUUGUGAAUGAAUUGAUCAACUCAAGAAAGUUCUUUACGGAAUUCGCCCAGUCAAUUAAGAAGAUGGGAGCCAUUGAAGUCCUUACUGGUACUAAUGGAGAGAUCAGAAAGAAAUGUAAUGCUGUCAACUAGACCUCUUGAUUACUUUCUCUAUCGUUUUGGAUGAGUGGUUGUUUGAGUUCGUUGGAUGCAUGUGUCAACGUUGAAUAAGAUGGUUUAAUUUCUUUCCACCUGUCAACUUAUAUUAUUAUUCCUUUGAACUAUA